UUGCUCAUCCACUCUUUUCCACGCUGUAUUAAGUCCCUAUUCCUCCGUGAUGGUUUAACGACUCAUCGUGGAGCGAAGGUGACUCUGGGUGCCGAACUGCGAAAUACAGCGGAGGUUCAACCUCCAGCACGGUCUCCCAAGCUGAGAAGGAGCUCGACGUUUCCGGUCCCCGGAUGCCCAGCUAAGAGUAGGCUUUGCCAGAAGCAUCACCGUCUGGCUGAUUCAGCCGCUAGUGGCUCCCUGAUCCACAUAAGGUCAGCGAUUGCCUGUAGGAAAGCUUGGCGGGGCCCGGGCAAGGCUCUGCUUUUGUUUGCGGAGAAGUCCUUUACUGUCCGUACGCAAGAGAAAAAGAAGCCCUGCACACUUGAUCACAUCUACGGCGUCGGAUAUCAUCCCAGUGUCAAAUUGCACAGGACGCCAUGA
Messenger RNA from Strongylus vulgaris, 423 nucleotides. NCBI's taxonomy places the organism in Eukaryota, Metazoa, Nematoda, Chromadorea, Rhabditida, Strongylidae. The record is from the annotation of a GenBank genome assembly.